Messenger RNA from Lampris incognitus (smalleye Pacific opah), 2828 nucleotides. RefSeq names its product DEAD (Asp-Glu-Ala-Asp) box polypeptide 23 (gene ddx23). Gene Ontology annotation, cellular component: catalytic step 2 spliceosome. Bases 4 to 2487 code for a protein of 827 amino acids. Lineage: Eukaryota; Metazoa; Chordata; Actinopteri; Lampriformes; Lampridae. Gene Ontology annotation, molecular function: RNA binding; ATP binding; RNA helicase activity. Gene Ontology annotation, biological process: mRNA splicing, via spliceosome. The record is from RefSeq and is a predicted model, not a curated record. The transcript is spliced from 17 exons.
CUUAUGAAAUAUGGCGUCUUCUUAAACGAAAUCGUGUUUUCUGUUGAUAGCCAGGCAACCAGGAUGGCAAGUGAUUCUACUGAGAAGAAGGACGCUGAGUCCUCGGGGACCAAGGAAAGAGAAAGGAAACGAAGUCGAUCAAGAGAACGAGAUCGUAAAAGUUCCCCUUCACGAAAGCGUCAUCGAUCCCGGGAACGAAACCGCUCCAAAUCUGCAGAAAGAGAUCGACGCACUAAAGACAAAGAGAGGGACAAAGAGCGUGACAGAGACAAGGACAGAGAACGGAGCCGCAAGGACAGAGAUAAAGAUGGACAUAGACACAAGGAUCACAGCAAGAAGUCAAGAAGUAUAUCACCAAAAUCAAAGGAUGCCAAAAUAAAGAGGGAGAAGGAUAUUAAACUAGAAGAAGAGGAAGAAGAGAGGAAAAAGAAAGAAAAGGUUCAACCGCUGUCCCUGGAAGAGCUUCUUGCCAAGAAAAAGGCAGAGGAGGAAGCUGAGGCCAAGCCCAAGUUUUUGUCUAAGGCUGAGCGAGAGGCCGAGGCGAUAAAACGAAGAGAGCAGCAGACAGAGGAGAGAAAGAAGAUGAUUGAAGAGGAGAGGAAGAAGAGAAGGGUGUUUCAAGAGAUUGGAAGAAAAAUGCUUGAGGACCCCCAAGAAAGGGACAGGCGAGAGCGAAGAGAACGGAUGGAGCGAGAGAGCAAUGGGAAUGAAGAGGAUGAUGGACGACAAAAGAUAAGAGAGGAAAAAGAUAAAACCAAAGAACUUCAAGCCAUCAAGGAGCGCUACCUUGGUGGGAUCAAGAAACGUCGGCGAACACGUCACCUGAAUGACAGGAAAUUUGUCUUUGAGUGGGAUGCCUCUGAAGACACUUCAAUUGACUACAACCCAAUUUACAAAGAAAAGCAUCAGGUGCAGCUAUAUGGCCGAGGCUUCAUUGCUGGCAUUGACCUGAAGCAACAAAAAAGAGAGCAGUCUCGUUUUUAUGGUGACCUGAUGGAGAAGAGACGCACCAUUGAGGAGAAGGAGCAAGAGGAGACAAGACUGAAGAAGGUGCGCAAGAAGGAGGCCAAGCAGCGUUGGGAUGACAGACACUGGUCUCAGAAGAAACUGGACGAAAUGACGGACAGGGAUUGGCGUAUCUUCAGGGAGGACUACAGCAUUACCACCAAGGGAGGCAAGAUCCCCAAUCCAAUCAGGAACUGGAAGGAGUACACAUUGCCCCCACACAUUCUGGAGGUCAUCGACAAGUGUGGCUACAAGGAUCCCACACCUAUCCAGAGACAGGCCAUUCCCAUUGGCUUACAGAAUCGUGACAUUAUUGGCGUAGCUGAGACGGGUAGUGGUAAAACAGCUGCUUUCCUCAUUCCUCUGCUUGUGUGGAUUACCACCCUACCAAAGAUCGACAGAAUUGAAGACUCUGACCAGGGUCCGUAUGCUGUGAUCCUGGCCCCCACUCGUGAGUUGGCCCAGCAGAUCGAAGAGGAGACCAUUAAGUUUGGUAAACCUCUUGGUAUCCGCACAGUGGCUGUGAUUGGAGGAAUCUCAAGAGAAGAUCAGGGCUUCCGACUCAGGAUGGGUUGUGAGAUUGUGAUUGCCACCCCUGGUCGUCUGAUUGACGUGUUGGAGAACCGCUACUUGGUCCUGGGCCGCUGCACAUAUGUGGUCCUUGAUGAGGCUGAUCGUAUGAUUGACAUGGGCUUUGAACCCGACGUCCAAAAGAUUCUAGAAUACAUCCCAGUGACCAAUCAGAAACCAGACACUGACGAGGCAGAAGACCCAGAGAAAAUGAUGAUGAACUUUGAAUCUGGGAAACACAAAUACAGACAAACGGUCAUGUUCACAGCUACCAUGCCUCCAGCUGUGGAGAGACUGGCCCGUAGCUACCUGAGACGCCCUGCUGUGGUUUACAUCGGCUCUGCUGGCAAGCCCCACGAGAGGGUAGAGCAGAAGGUCCUGCUCAUGUCAGAGGGAGAGAAGAGGAAGAAACUGCUGGAAGUGUUGGCACGUGGCUUCGAACCUCCCAUCAUCAUCUUUGUCAACCAGAAGAAGGGAUGCGAUGUGUUGGCCAAGUCUCUGGAGAAGAUGGGAUACAAUGCUUGCACAUUGCACGGUGGCAAAGGACAGGAGCAGAGAGAGUUUGCGCUCUCCAAUCUGAAAGCAGGAGCAAAAGAUAUUCUGGUGGCCACUGAUGUGGCUGGUCGUGGUAUUGACAUCCAGGAUGUCUCCAUGGUGCUUAACUAUGACAUGGCCAAGAACAUCGAAGACUACAUUCAUCGUAUCGGUCGUACUGGUCGUGCUGGUAAGAGCGGUGUGGCCAUGACCUUCCUUACUAAAGAGGAUUCGUCUGUGUUCUAUGACCUGAAGCAAGCGAUCCUCGAGAGCCCUGUCUCCACCUGCCCCCCGGAGCUUGCCAACCACCCAGACGCCCAGCACAAACCUGGAACAAUCCUCACCAAGAAGAGACGAGAAGAGACCAUUUUCGCCUAAUUGGGUCAAAGUUAAUUCGGUACAUGUUAGAUCUCACAUGGCAAUUCAGGUUAUUUUACUAUGUUUCUUCUGUUUAUCCACACAGCAAUGUGUUGGAACUCUACAUUUUUCUGUUUUACAUAAAGAAUUUGACAUUUCUCUUGUGCAUCCUGAUUCCCUCACUGCCUUUGCUCCACACGGUGCAGUGUCCUUCUCCCAUGAUGUCUAUGAUGUACAUUGCAUCCGGAAAGUAUUCACACCCCUUCACUUUCCCCACAUUUUGUUAUGUUACAGCCUUAUUCCAAAAUGGAUUAAAUUCCUUUUUUUUUCUAAUAUCUACACACAAUACCCCAUAUGACAAA